AUGCAGUUUUGGUCGCUGCCGGGCGCGGAUGAGGCCUUCGGCGACAUCGGCCGCGUCGACCGCCUCGACUCGCGCACCCUGGAGAGGGGGCACACCAAGACCUUUGCGUUCUGGCUCUGGGUCUGGGAUGUUGCUCACAUUCCCACUAGGCACGCGCUCUGGGUGCUCAAGCGGGGCGCGGGCCGGGCGGGCGAGAUCAUCGGCCUCGCCCCCGCCCAUCGCCGCAUCCCCCCGCCACCCGGCGUUCGGCGCUACGACCUGCUGAUCCACGUCGACCUGCUGGAGGACUGGUCACCCCUCUCGCCGCGCUCGUCCCACUCCGGCCAGAGAGGGCUGCCCUCUUCGGAUGAAGACGACGACCACCCCCUCCCGCGCAUCGAGCCUGGCACCUGGGUGGCGCAUGUCGAAGACGGGCAGGGCAGGGCCCGCAGCAGGGUGCCGCGCGUCGGGGCUGUGGGCUGUGGUCCUGUGCUCGGUGGAGGCGCUCGCGACCACGAGGAGGACGGCGGAAGUGGCAGCGCCGGCGCAAGCCGCUCUUGGAAGGAUCGCCUGCUCGGCCGCGGCUGCUACGCCAGGGGCUGCGACGAGGACGUCAUCAGGGAUGCGCACCGACGCCGCAGCAGAUCGCCUGCCGGCCGUCGCCACGCGGCUGGUCGGCGUGGCCGCCCUGUCGAUGAGAAGGCCUCUGGCGCUCCAGUCCUGCGCGCCACCCCGCCACUCCCCCUUCGCUCAGCCCCCCCAGCAGCGGAGGUGGAUCCGGUGGCCCAGUUCUUCACCUUCUCCGACAACGGACGCGCCCUCUCUCCGCCCCCGCGCACGGACUCCAUGCAACUGGAGAUGGAAAAUGCCAUUCAGGAGGCACUGGCCACCCCUCUGGCCUUUGAGGACGGUGGCCGCUCGCCCUCCCCCCGCCGCCAAGCCUGCCGAGCUGGAGAGUCCGGAGAUGCUGCCGUGUCUGCUGCCCUACAUCACCUCCCCUGCAGCAGCGACGGUCGGAUUCCAGAUGGACGCGGUCAUCCAACAAGUUGGCUCCAUGCAAAUCGGCAACAGUCAGGCGCAGGCGGCCGAGCUGUUUGCUGCGGUGCCACCUCCGAUCCUCCCAAGUCAGCCACCCGUCCUCGCCAUUCCGCUCUGCCCAAGUCCAGGGCCACCUCCGCCCCCUCCCGCCGCAACGCUCGGCAGGCGGCAGCUGGCAUCUCCACCCCGAUGGCGCAAAGGGCGGUGCUGCGCCUCGUUUAA
Messenger RNA from Aegilops tauschii subsp. strangulata, 1239 nucleotides. RefSeq lists its product as uncharacterized. NCBI's taxonomy places the organism in Eukaryota, Viridiplantae, Streptophyta, Magnoliopsida, Poales, Poaceae. The record is from RefSeq and is a predicted model, not a curated record.